GGGGUAAGUUUCUCAGCACGCAGGAGAAAGGAGCUCAUUUUGCUCGGUGUGCGUCGUCUGAGGGGUGCAUCAUCUAACCUCCUCUCUCUCUCUGGCUGGCUGGCUGGCCCUGAACCCGCUGAUUGUAGUUCUCAUCAUCUUUCUCCUCCUCCUUCUCCUCCUCUUCCUCCACUUUGUGCAUGCGCUGCGCAACAUAAAAGGUCCACCGAGAGUUCAAACUAGCUGCUUAAGACGCGCCCACUCCUUCUUGCGUUGUGCAGUUUUGCAAGGAGAGGAGAGAGUGGAUCUGCUCUGCGUUUCAUGAGAAGGGAACACUUGUUCUGUUACUCGAUAAAAGUCAGUUCAAACUCGGUUGGACAUGGUGCUGCCAAGAGUUAUCCGUGCUGUCAUCAUGGGAGCCCCGGGGUCGGGGAAAGGAACGGUGUCUGGGCGCAUUACCAAAACUUUUGGACUGAAGCACAUUUCCAGUGGGGACAUUUUGAGAGCCAACAUCAACGCACAGACCGAGCUCGGGCUGCUAAUGAAGUCCUGUAUUGAUCAGGGUCAGCUGGUACCUGAUGACGUCAUGUCUCGUCUCAUCCUGAAUGACCUGAGGGCAAUAGAUAGCAGCAGCUGGCUACUCGAUGGUUUUCCUCGUACAGUAUCCCAAGCAGAAGCUCUGGAUGACGUCUACACCUUGGACACAGUUAUCAACCUCAAUGUACCUUUCCAGACCAUCAAGCAAAGGUUGACUUCACGUUGGACUCACCUUCCAAGUGGCAGAGUAUACAACACAGAUUUCAACCCGCCUAAAGUCCCUGGCUUCGAUGAUGAAACAGGGGAGCCCCUUUUCCAGAGGGACGAUGACAGACCAGAGACGGUGACACGGCGAUUGAAGUCUUACGAAACCCAGACGGAGCCCGUCUUAGAAUACUACAGGAGUAAAGGUGUGCUAGAGACCUUCUCUGGGACAGAAACCAAUAAGAUAUGGCCACACGUUGAAGUUUUCCUUCAGAGAAAAUUGUCUUCAAUCAAUCAAAAAGUUGUAUAGAAAGCCUGAGAAGAGUUUAUCGACAGAAACCACUGUGUGCAUUGUCCAGUCAAAAUGCCACUUUGCAUUAAACAAAGGGAGUAAUAUAUUCUGAAUGUUUAAAACGGGGAUUACACUCAUCUUAUGUGUACAAGAGUACACGACAGUAAAAUGCCACUUAAAACAAAACAUAAGCUUAGCUUAGUAAUGUUUCCACAAUGUUGACAUUGGUUUUUGAACGUCUCAGGUUGUGUGCAAAAUCUUUUAAACACUAGUUGUUAGACUUUGCACAGAUUGCCUCUUCACUCCAUAGUGUGCCUUUUUAUGAAGCCAGCAGAAAACUGAGUGACUCCAAUAUUAAGGUUUGUAACAGUAAGUGAAGGCUGCGUUUGCAGAGUAUAACCGUUUGACGCGUGCCGGUGAAUGCAGCCAGUUUUAAGGAAAGUGUAAAGUCUUAGCUUUUCUAAUUAUAAUCAUUACUUCCUUUCCUGUUUGAUUCUGAUGAAUAACAAUGGGCACACACUACAAGACUGACUUGUUUUUUCCUAACAUGAAAAAUCCCCUAAAACCAACAUGGUGGGCUCUUAUUUAUGUUUUUGCUUUAGCAUUGCUUUUCCAGAACUGCCUUGCUGGGUUUGUUUUCCAUGCACUAGGCAGCUACCCCAAAGGGAAAUGUGCCACAUUCUACAAAUGACUGUAAAUUCACUUUUGCACUCAAGUGCCUUUUGCUGCUUUUGACAAAAUAAGAGGUAGUUAAAUGAAUGUAAAUGAUUUUUGACGUAGUGGACCAGAUUAAAUGACCAGAUUACAUUUAUUAUGUUGUUAUUUCUCUUUAAUUAAUCAUAAGAAAGCAUUAUUGUGGAACAGCUUCUUUAGCUAGUCUUAAAAGUGAUUGCUCUUAAAUUCUGCCAGCCAUUCCUUGUUGUCAUAGACUGAUAUUAACCAUUUAAUGUGAAUGUGACAACUAAAAAUAUAUGAAGUUUGUACAAGGCUUCUGUCUUGUUUGGGAGAUGUUGCAGUACUUAAGUGUCGUCUGCUGUGUUUUUGUUUUUUUUCCUCUUGUUUUUGCACUCUCUUCUUAAAGUUUCUCCUAUAUUGUUAAAAGCCACAGAAAUGCAAACCUACCUUGGACUGUACUGUACAGAUCAAUGCAGCGAAUGUUUCCUGUGUGUAUUCUGAAACACUUGAAGAUAAUGUUUGAAGGCGUAUCUCCUUUCAUAGGUGACUCACAACUAUGUUUAUAAAUGAUAAUAAAUGUCUUACCUAGA
This is a messenger RNA of Oreochromis niloticus (Nile tilapia), 2277 nucleotides long. It is a transcript of the gene ak3, whose product is annotated as adenylate kinase 3. The coding region runs from base 359 to 1030 and encodes 223 amino acids. Gene Ontology annotation, biological process: nucleobase-containing compound metabolic process. The record is from RefSeq and is a predicted model, not a curated record. The transcript has 5 exons. Gene Ontology annotation, molecular function: ATP binding; AMP kinase activity. NCBI's taxonomy places the organism in Eukaryota, Metazoa, Chordata, Actinopteri, Cichliformes, Cichlidae. Gene Ontology annotation, cellular component: mitochondrion.